Misgurnus anguillicaudatus (oriental weatherfish) is the source of this 4543-nucleotide messenger RNA. RefSeq names its product thyroid hormone receptor interactor 10b (gene trip10b). Gene Ontology annotation, biological process: signal transduction. The record is from RefSeq and is a predicted model, not a curated record. Lineage: Eukaryota; Metazoa; Chordata; Actinopteri; Cypriniformes; Cobitidae. Gene Ontology annotation, molecular function: protein binding.
GAUAGUACACUACACUACACUCAUUACACUACACUAGUGUUCACUUCUGAGGAAACACCCGACGACUGACUUUAUAUAAACACAAUAUUCAUGAAAAUAGACUCGAGUGAAGCUUUGCUUUGAGUUUGUCAUUGAUGUGAUCUGUCAAUCAUCAUGGAUUGGGGUUCAAAUCUGUGGGAUCAGCAUGAUGUGAUUGAAAGACACACACAGAGUGGAUUGGAGGUCCUGGAGCGUUACGUGAAGUUUGUCAAAGAGAGAGCGGAGAUCGAACAGAGUUACGCCAAACAGCUCAGGACUCUGUGUAAGAAAUAUUCCAGACGAGGCAUCAAAGAAGAUCAGGAGAUAAACAGAUUGACCAAUCAGCAGGCGUUUCAGGAGGUGUUGAAUGAGCUGAACAACUAUGCGAGCCAGAGAGAGCAGCUGUCAGAGAACAUGACCACGACAAUCUGUGUGGACCUCACCAAAAAACUCAACGACCUUCGGCUGGAGCGCAAGAAUUAUCUGUCUGAUAUUAAGAAGUCUCAACAGAACCUGGAGAGCACUUAUAAACAGCUGGAAGUUAGUAAGAAGAGAUUUGAGAAGGAAUGGAAAGAAGCAGAGAAAGCCAUACAGCUGACAGAGAAAGUCCAACAGGAUCCCAGCUCAACUAAAGCUGAUGUAGAGAAGGUCAAACAGCAGGAAUUUUCCCGCAUACACAUCUCAGAUGUUUGUAAGAAUGAGUACGCCUCACAGCUACAGAGAUACAACAAAGAACAGGAGAACUACUAUCACUCAGAGAUCCCCACAGUGUUUAAUAAGCUGCAGGAGAUGGAGGAGAGGCGGAUCAGGAUGCUGGCGGAUGGAUACGUUCAGUUCUCUGAAACCGAGAAGCAACUCCUUCCCAACGUUAACAAGUGUUUGGAUGCGAUCAGCACAGCGGGAAGAAACAUCAAUGAGAAACAGGACACAGCGGUGCUCAUAGAUCAGUAUAAAUCUGGUGCAGCGCCCCCUGCUGAUGUGGAGUUUGAAGAUUACAGUCAAGUCAUCAAACCUGCUGUCAAUGAGAACACAGCCCAACAUGUGCCCAAAGUUCGCAUCAAACUGUUUCAGAAGAAGAACAAGGUAACAUCUCCUGAUAAGAACACGCCAUCAUCAUUGACGGACUUCAGUCGUCUCCCUUCUGAUAAGAGAAAGAAAUGUCUGCAGGAGAAGAUUGAUGAGCUUAAUAAAGAGCUUCAGAUAGAGAAUGAGAAGAGUGAGGCUUUACAGAAGAUGAAAGGAGUUUAUGAGAUGAAUUCUCAGCUUGGAGAUCCGUCCAGUUUACAACCUCAAAUCACACAAAACGUUUAUAUCAUAGCUCAUCUGAAAGGAGAACUGAAGAAAUAUCAGACACAGUUGGAUGAAGUUGGUGGUGGACCAGGAAUACAGAAUCAGAUCAGCUCCAGCGUUUCUCCAUCUUCUGAUAUUUAUGAUUUUGAUGAAGACUUUGAUGUGGAUUUACCCAUCGCUCAGUGUACAGCACUUUAUGAUUUUAACGGUGAUAGCGAAGGUUCUGUGUGCAUCCAGAUGGGCGAGCAGCUCAGUUUGAUGAUGGAAGAUCAGGGCGAUGGCUGGGCCAAAGUUCAGAGGUCCAACGGAGACGUGGGAUAUGUGCCAUCGUCCUACAUCAAGUACAUCUGAUUUCAACUUCAUCACCUCCAAAACCAUCUGACCCAAUCAAUUCAAUUUUAUUUUAUUUAUAUAGCGCUGUUUAAUUGUUUCAAAGCAGCUUUACGUAAAAAAGCAGGAGAAAAAUCAGUGGACACAUAAGAAUCAGACUGCAGGGGCUAAGAUUAAACCGUACUAGCGAGCAUAGUAAUAAUGUAACUUUGUUAUAAGCGUACAGUAGCCAUCUUUGAGCUCAUUUGUGUAAGACUUCUGGUGAGCCACUAAAGCUAAUGGUAGUUAUAUUGUGGGGGACACGAGUGGACGUGCAUCCACACAUCCAUCCAGUAAACCUUUCAUAGAAACUGACAAUGAACAAUAAAUACAAUAAUUGUUUAAAAACAAUUAAAUAUUAUGCUGAUAAAAAUAUGCUGAUUGAUUCUGCUACUACAUAUUACUACAAAAAUGUGAUUACAGUACAGAAUAUAUCGACAUAAACUGCUUAUUAGUUAAUGUUUUUACAGUUCUUAAUGUGUUUGCACGUACUUUUGUUAUGUUUUAAAUGAAUUUUUUAAAAUAAGUAAAUAAUUUCAUAAGCGUAUGUCUUAUAUACUGCAUUAUAAUAUUUUCAUAAAACGAAAACAAUACUGAAUACAUGUAAUAGUUUAAAGGAGCAUUGCGUAGGUUCUGAAAUUUCUAACCGUUACUGACACCAGUGGCCGUUAUAGAAACUGCAGCCAGUCUCAUGCUCGUUCUCGGUGGGCACACUCGUACGAGGAUGACCACAACAACCAGAGUUGCCGUAGCAACCACAGACAGCUCAUUGAGAUUCACCAGCAUGUUUACAAAUGUAAGAAAAGUUACAGUACUGUAAGGUUAUUGUUUGACAGACCAUAUUUUAGUAAAAUGUUGCAGUGAUAUUUUAUAUUUUCAACUAAAGUCUAUUUCUAAAAGUUUUGUAACACACUCCUGACACUCACUCAGGCUCUAAAUAAAGAUAAUUCAUAUAAGACAGUAACUUUUGAAACGGUCCUGUGCUACAUGCUAUCGUCAGCAUUACACCACAAAAUCAAUAAAAUAAUAUAUUACAAAUGCCCUGUAACUAUGUCUUACCUUUGCAAUAAAAAGAAAGCCAGCUCGAGGUCUGUUUUCAUACCCAGCGCUGACCAGAGCUCCCUCCAAGAAUCAAAUGCCACGUUUACUCUUGUCUUUGCCCCGACACCGGUCACGCUCUAUUUUGGCCGCACUAGAUAAGGAUUUUUUUUAACUUACGAGAAGUUUCCGUGAGUGUCUGGAUUGUGCUGUAAGUUGGUCGCUUCUUUCCGUCUGCAGAGUCCAUUUGAAACAUCCUAGCGAUUGCCGCCGUUUACUAAUGACUGACGUACGCGUCUAUAUGGAACGCCCAAGUAGACGAGCAUGCGCAUGACAUCACAUUUUGAAUUUCGCGCCAAUUCGGACUCGACUCCUUCACACACAAUAGAGCCUACAGGCUGAUAGAGACAACCGUGGAGGACACUCAAGGUGUCAUUCUUUCUACUACAUUAUGGUUGGCUCAUAAAUAUACAAAUGAAAACUCUAUCUUAAAUUUUUUUUUAAUUCAUAAGCUACAUAAUGCCCCUUUAAUAUGUUUAUUAUGGUUUGUUCAAGUAACUUACAAUGUGUUGAAUGAGAAAGAUGCUGCUGCUGACUGUCGGAUCAGUUAAAAAUUGCAGUCUAAAUUAACCUCACACCAGAAGGACAGUUGUGACAUUUUAAACUAUCGCCUGAAAGGUUAAAAACACACAUUCUUGAUCUGUUCCAUGUGCACUCGACUGACUUUCCUAAAGAUACUGGUAUGUCUCUGUGCUUUUACACAUUAAAGACCCGUCACCCCCGAGCAACAACAUGAAAUGAUUAAAUACUGUGUAUCUUCAUUGGUUCAAAGUUAAGUCAGUUCAAAGUUAAGUCAAUGUCAGCUGACCCCAUAGAGGUUGAAAAAAAACUGAUUUAAUCAGGGGGGAAAGUCCAUGAAGAAAAAAUCCCUUGAGAUAGAGCCAGAUAUAGCUUCUAUAAAGGAAAUACUAUAUUGCUUUACAAAGCCAAAGCGCAGUAGCUAUGCAUUUGGUCAAAAUUGAAAUGGGCUUUGUGAGAUCUGUUGUGUCUUGUGACAAAGUCUCCUGGUUCAAUUUUGUCCCAUUUCAGAGAAACGUGUGUGCCAAAAUUGCAGUAACAUGUUUGACUGUCUGGUGUUAAAAACUUGCGUAUUGUAGUAACUGCACUUAGCCUUUGUAGGACAGCAUACUGUAUAUUAGAUACAUUAUAUGGGAAAUAAAACAUCUAAAUAAUGUAUAUGAAUACGUUGAAUAAUAAUAAUAUAUGAAUAGGUAGAUUAAACAAUGUGGCGUUAAAACUUCUGACUCCACCUUCAAAACAUCACUUGUACCUUCUGUUACCCUCCAGAUGAAACCCUCCAAAGUGGAGAUACUUUAAGUCACUUUACUUACAGGCUGUAGAUGGAGCCUUAAUGAAGCAUCUGAAUCAGUCAGUGUCUUUCCUGUGAGCCCAUAACUUUCUUCUUUAUUUCUCAUUUGUGUUGUGUGAGUAUUGCAGCAGGAGCACACACAUGACUGUACAUCACUGCGACUCAAAACUCAAUCAGAUGUUGUCUUUGCUUAUAAGAUGAUUAUUUCAUAAUCUGUGUCUGUCUACAUUAAAAACAAACCGUUUUUACCAUUAUAUACUGUUGAUUUUUACUUUUUUUAAUAGUAUCUGUAUUAGCUGAGGACACAAAUGUUGUGUGGUAUUUGUAACUCAGUGAUCAAUGAUACUGUCUCAGAAAUAUUUCUAUACUGUAGUACUGAAUAAUUAACAUAUUCAUUCAUUGUGUAUUUAAAUGCAAAGGUAAAACAAAAUAAUAUUGUGUUAUUAAAAACAUAUUUAA